UGGCGAGGCGCGUCCCGCCGCAGCCCACGGUCACGUGGGUGGCGCGUGGGCGGGGCCUGAGGGCGGCCGGCGGUGGCGGCGGCGAUGGCGGCGGAGCGCGGGGUGGCCAUGGCCACCUGCACGGCCCCCGUGAACAUCGCCGUCAUCAAGUACUGGGGUAAGCGUGACACCGACCUCAUCCUGCCCAUCAACUCCUCCCUGAGUGUGACUCUGCACCAGGACCAGCUCAAGACCACCACGACGGCGGCCGCCAGCCGGGAUUUCACGGAGGACCGGCUGUGGCUCAACGGGAAGGAGGCGGAUGUGGGGCACCCGCGGGUGCAGGCCUGUCUGCGCGAGGUGCGGCGCCUGGCCCGGAAGCGCCGCGGGGGCGGGGAGGACACUGCUGCUCUCAGCCUCUCCUACAAGAUCCACAUCGCCUCCGAGAACAACUUCCCCACGGCCGCCGGGCUCGCCUCGUCCGCCGCCGGCUACGCCUGCCUGGUGUCAGCGCUGGCACGGCUCUAUGGCCUGGAGGAGGAGCUGUCCGAGGUGGCCCGGCGGGGCUCGGGCAGUGCCUGCCGCAGCAUGUUCGGGGGCUUCGUGCAGUGGCAGCGCGGGGAGCGCCCCGAUGGCACUGACAGCCUGGCCCUGCAGGUGGCCCCCGAGACGCACUGGCCGGAGCUCCGCGUCCUCGUCCUGGUGGUCAGUGGGGAGAAGAAGCCGGUAGCCAGCACGGCAGGGAUGCAGACCAGUGUGGAGACCAGUCCCCUGCUGAAGCACCGGGCAGAGGUGGUGGUCCCCGAGCGCCUGGCCCAGAUGAUGCAGCACAUCCGGGACCGGGACUUCGAGGGCUUUGGCCAGCUGGCCAUGAGGGACAGCAACCAGUUCCACGCCACCUGCCUCGACACCUUCCCACCCAUCUUCUACCUCACGGACCUGUCGCGCCACAUCAUCGCGCUGGCACACCGCUACAACGCCCACCACGGCCACACCAAGGUCGCCUACACCUUCGACGCCGGCCCCAACGCCGUCAUCUUCACGCUGGCCGACACCGUGGCCGAGUUUGUGGAGGUGGUGAGGCGCAGCUUCCCCCCUGCCACCAACGGGGACCGGUUUGUCCGGGGGCUGCCUGUGGGCUCAGCCGCGCUGUCUCAGGAGCUGGCGGCCGCCGUGCUCACCGAGCCCGUGCCGGGGGCUGUCCAGUACAUCCUGCACACCAAGCCUGGCCCUGGUCCCCAGCUCGUGGAUGACCCCAGCCAGCACCUCCUGGGAGCGGAUGGGCUGCCCCGGAGCCGUGCCUGACCCCGGUGACACUCUGGGACAGCCGGGACACACCGGGGCCGCUCUGCCGGUGCCACCAGCGGGGCUCGGGACCCUGAGCCAGGCCUGCUGCAGAGCUGUCCCCAGCCCUGGGGCAGGAUGUGACCCCGGGGCUGGUUUUUAAUCUUUUGUAUGGAAAUAGAGGGUUCCUGUUUCCAGUGCUGU
Molecule: messenger RNA, 1467 nt
Organism: Prinia subflava (tawny-flanked prinia)
Lineage: Eukaryota; Metazoa; Chordata; Aves; Passeriformes; Cisticolidae
Gene: MVD
Product: mevalonate diphosphate decarboxylase
Exons: 10
Coding region: 85-1284 (399 amino acids)
Biological process (GO): isoprenoid biosynthetic process; isopentenyl diphosphate biosynthetic process, mevalonate pathway
Cellular component (GO): cytosol
Molecular function (GO): ATP binding; diphosphomevalonate decarboxylase activity
Source: RefSeq, a predicted model, not a curated record